This is a messenger RNA of Mobula hypostoma (lesser devil ray), 1647 nucleotides long. Its product is annotated as nuclear factor 7, brain-like. Gene Ontology annotation, cellular component: cytoplasm. Gene Ontology annotation, molecular function: zinc ion binding; protein binding; ubiquitin protein ligase activity. Gene Ontology annotation, biological process: protein ubiquitination. The record is from RefSeq and is a predicted model, not a curated record. NCBI's taxonomy places the organism in Eukaryota, Metazoa, Chordata, Chondrichthyes, Myliobatiformes, Myliobatidae. The transcript has 6 exons. The coding region runs from base 131 to 1546 and encodes 471 amino acids.
AAUGCCCUUAACAACGUGAUCUUCGUUCCGGGAUACUGCAGCGCGUCUAGUGGACAAUCGCGGUACUGCAGCGGUUCCGCAGCUCCACGAACGUGAAACGAUCCUGCACCCGGAAGUACCGGGAGUUAACAUGGCUUCGAAAGGACAGGUCGAGAGUUUGACCGAAGAGGCGAUUUGUCCCAUCUGCCUGGAUUUCUUCACCGAUCCGGUUAUACUGGACUGCGGACACAACUUCUGCCGCUCCUGCAUCACACGGAGUUGGGAAAGGGAGGAGAGAAACUCCUGCCCGGAAUGCAGAGAGGAGUUUGCAGACCGCACCCUUAGGGCCAAUCGGGCCUUGGCAAAUCUGUCUGAGAAAGCUCGAAAACUAAACCUGAAUCCGAAAGAGAAGGAAAGCAAACUUCACUGCGAGGAACACGAGGAAGAACUGAAGCUGUUUUGUGAAACGGACAAGACACUGAUCUGUCUGAUCUGUAGAGAUGCACGGGAACACAGAGACCACCGCUUCCUGCCGAUUAAAGAAGCUGUUGCAGUCUAUAAGGACCGGGUUAAAUCUGCAUUCGAAUCUCUCACAGAAAAGAAAUCCGACUUCGAGGAAAUGGAGCGGCAACAGAAAGAGAAGAUUUCCGGAGUUCGGGAACAGUCACACAGUGUUCAGUCCCACAUCACAUCCCAAUUUGAUGAACUGCACCAGAUUCUCACUGAGAAAGAGCAGCACUUACUCCGAGAUCUCAGGGAAGAGGUGGAGAGGGUUCUGAAUCCAAUGGAGAACAAUCUUCGCGAGAUUCAAGAGAAUUUAAAUUCUAUCCAGGAGGAAAUCUCAAAGUUACAGGAACAGAUGGAUCAACAUGAAAAUAUCUUGUUCCUUAUGGAGGAAAUUCGUCGGAGGAGGAGGAUUAGUGAAGAUGAACAACUGCUGUCAGUGACACAUGGCACCCUACCUGUUGAAAAAUUCGAUCACCCCUUUUUGCUGAACACCACGUUGAGAGAAAUGUUUGAUACAAUUAAGCGAGUCUCUAUCACCCUGAAUAUGGAAACGGCGCAUCCGCAGCUCGAGGUGUCUGAGGAUUGGAAGAGUGUGAGAUUGACCGAGACCCGGAAGAAUCUCCCUGACAACAGGAGAAGGUUCACAUACUGGGAAUGUGUGCUGGGAUCGGAGGGAGUCACAUCAGGGAGAUAUUACUGGGAGGUGGAUGUGUCGGGGAAUCGGUGCUGGAGUCUGGGAGUCGCUGCAGAGUCUGUGGAGAGGAAGGGAAGGUUCAGACUUAGUCCGGGGACCGGAUUCUGGACUAUCAAGUGGAUUGAUCACAUGAUAAAGAUUCUCACCUCCCCUGAAUUCCGUCUCCCUGCCGGUCCCAUCCCCUGGAGGGUUGGAGUUUAUCUCAGUUAUGAGUCCGGGACAGUUUCAUUUUACAACGUGGAGACCAAGUCCCAUCUCCACACCUUCACUGGGAAUAAAUUCACGGAGAAGCUUUAUCCUUUCUUCUGGACUUGGCAUAAAAACCAGUGGCUGAGAAUCUGCUCCGAUUCCACUCCGGGUCUGUAAACUUGUCGGGUCCCGGGACCAGCGUCAGGAGUAAGUCAGUGUAAAUAUAAAUUUACAGAGAGUGCAAUAAAUAUGAUAUGAGAAUUAUCAAUCUAUUAAUU